Aspergillus japonicus CBS 114.51 is the source of this 1278-nucleotide messenger RNA. Its product is annotated as adenine nucleotide alpha hydrolases-like protein. The transcript has 3 exons. Lineage: Eukaryota; Fungi; Ascomycota; Eurotiomycetes; Eurotiales; Aspergillaceae. The record is from RefSeq and is a predicted model, not a curated record. Gene Ontology annotation, molecular function: FMN adenylyltransferase activity. The coding region runs from base 1 to 1278 and encodes 425 amino acids. Gene Ontology annotation, biological process: FAD biosynthetic process.
AUGUGCUAUCGCAAAAAGUCCCUUCUGAUUCACCCGGAUAAGACCAAGAACCCGGCCGCCCCCGAUGCCUUCGAUCGUCUUCAGAAAGCGCACUCCGCACUCAUGGACGAGAAGAAGCGCGAAUACCUCGACGAAUGCAUUGCGGACGCGCGACGACUGCUGAUCCGCGAGCACAAGUACAACCUCGACUCUCCGGAGUUGAAGACGGAGGAGUUCAAGAAAGAAUGGCGGAAGAUGACGGUCACAGUGCUCUUGGAAGAAGAGGCGCGGCGGCGCAGGCAGGCCAAGGCCAAGCUGCAAGAGGAAGGACGCGAACGGCGCAAGGAGGAGGAAGAAUUGGAGGCACGGAAACGCAAACGCGACCAGGACAAAGCCUGGGAAGAUACUCGCGACGAUCGAAUCGGUAGCUGGCGCGACUUCCAGAAGGGACAUAAGAAGGACGGGGACAAAAAGAAGAAGAAGAAAAUGAAAACCGACGCUGCCACCAGCAAAGACAAUGCCAACGAUGACGAAAGCACCACCGCACCCCCACCACUAACGACCACAAUCGCCGCCCUCCAUGACCAGAUCCAACGCUUCCUCGCCGAAUCUCACCCCGCGGACUCCCUCCUCGCCGCCGUGCAGAAGCAAACGCGCGUGACCCUGGACGUCUUCGCCGCGGCGCUGGACAGUUUCCCCCUCGAGAAUCUCUCCCUCUCCUACAACGGCGGCAAGGAUUGUCUGGUGAUGCUCGUGUUGUUUCUCGCGAGCAGCAGUAACAAGUCUCUAAUCUCCAUCCCCGCCAUCUACGCCCUCCCGCCCGACCCCUUCCCCGAGGUGGAGGAGUUCGUCGCCUGGUCCGCCCGCCACUACCACCUUGACAUCGUCAAGUACACCACCGACCCGCCGCGCGCCACCAUCCGCUCCGUCUUCGCCGACUACCUGGCCCAGCACCCGGCCGUCCGCGCCAUCUUCGUCGGCACCCGCCGCACCGACCCCCACGGCGCCCGCCUGACCCACCAGGACUACACCGACAGCGGCUGGCCCCAGUUCCUGCGCUACCACCCCGUCAUCGAGUGGCACUACACCGAGAUCUGGGCCUUCAUCCGCCACCUGGGCCUGCACUACUGCUCCCUCUACGACCAGGGGUACACCAGUCUGGGCGGCACAGCCGAUACCCGUCCCAACCCCAAGCUGCUGCGACCGGGGACCGAGGCCGACGCCGGCGCGGAUCAGUCGCGGUAUCGUCCGGCGUAUGAGCUGACCGACGACUUGGAGGAGCGAUUGGGCCGCAAUUGA